GCAGUGCACUCCUCACACUUUCAGGCAAGCACGGGAGGUGAGCUCGAGCCAGAGCAGCGUGCGGUUGUAACACGACUUCCGAUUGGUUUACCUCUUGCAGCGAUUAUGUCAAACGGACCACCAUUGGACAGCAAUACGUAGGCGGAGUCGUGCAUGGCAUUUCAUUGAUAUAGCCUACAGCUGGUGGCUACAGAUUCGCCACACGGAGUGGAAGGGCUAUGAAAGUGACGAAGGUUUGAUGUAGGGUUUUUGUUUUAAGAAGGCUCGAGAAGUGUUUUAUUAUUUUAAAGAGUGGCAUACCAAAGAUUUCCACAAUACACAGCCAAAAUGCUCUGCCACGUUACUCGUCCGGAUUCGGUGGUGAUGGAAGUGGAAGUUGAUGCGAAGGCGAACGGUGAAGACUGUCUGAAUAAGGUUUGCAGAAAGUUGGGCAUAAUUGAAGUGGACUACUUUGGGCUGCAGUUCACAGGCAGCAAAGGAGAGAACCUGUGGCUGAAUCUGAGGAACCGCAUCUGCCAGCAGAUGGAUAAUGUGACGCCCUGUCGACUGAGGCUGCGAGUCAAAUUCUUUGUGGAGCCCCAUCUCAUUCUGCAGGAACAGACGAGACACGUCUUCUUCACGCACGUGAAGGAGGACCUCCAUAACGGUCAUCUACGUAUGGGCUCAGAACAAGCAGAGGAGCUGAGCUCACUCCUGGCACAGGCCGAGUUUGGUGACUACAACCAAAACACAGCGAAGUACUGGUACUCCGAGCUGUGUGGAGAGGAGCCCAGCACUGCCACUAUGAACAGCAUUGUAUCUAGACACAAGGCUCUGGAAGGUUUGAUCCCCGGCUCAGUGGAGUAUCAGGCCCUGCAGCUGGUCUCCUCUCUGGAGCAUUACGGCGUGGAGUGGCACUGGGCGCGUGACGCAAAUGGCCAACGGCUUGCCAUCGGGGUCGGUCCCGAGGGUAUCGCCAUUUGCAGGGAGGACUUCAGCUUAGUCAACAGAGUGAGCUAUCCAAUCAUCCAGAUUGCCACCCAGUCGGGGAAGAGUGUGUACUUGACAGUAACCAAGGACACAAAUGACAGUGUGGUGCUUUUGUUCAAGCUGAUCAGUAACCGGGCAGCCAGUGGUCUGUACCGGGCCAUUACGGAGACCCACGCCUUCUACAGGUGUGACACAGUUACUAAUGCGGUGAUGAUGCAGUACAGCAGAGACUUUAAGGGCCACCUAGCGUCACUUUUUCUCAACGAAAACAUCAACCUGGGCAAGAAGUACGUUUUCGACAUCCGACGCACCUCCAAGGAAGUGUACGACCACGCCCGCCGCGCCCUCUACAACUCAGGCGUCGUGGACCUGGUGUCCGGCAGUGGCGAGAGCUCCUCUCCUUCACGCUCCCCGAGCAGAGACGACCAGCAGGACGAGGGGCUGGACUGCGGCAGCUGCCAGCAGAGCCGAGCCUUGCAGGAGCGGCUGCAGAAGCUCAGAGAGGCUCUGUUGUGCGUGAUUUGCUGCGAGGAAGAGAUCGAUGCUGCGUUCUGCCCCUGCGGCCAUAUGGUGUGCUGCCAGACCUGCGCAAAUCAGCUGCAGUUGUGUCCUGUGUGUCGGUCGGAAGUGGAGCACGUGCAGCACAUCUACCUGCCCACCUGCACGAGCCUGCUGAACCUGACGCUGACCGACAACCACCAGCACCGCAGCAGCAGCGUGCCCGCGCCCAUCCACAGAGAGCUGGCGUCUCCUCACAGCUGCUCCACAACAGAGUACGACCACAAGAUGUACCAUGCAUAAAGACAACUCCACCAAACUCCAUUAUGAACACUUUUGACACAAAACCAGACUAAGAUUAAGGUUUCAUUAGGAAUGAACAUUUCUCGACAGGUCUGCGUUUCCUGCCUGGACUCCAAGAACUACCAAACGUAUAUAAGCUCCUGAACAUAUUCAAAUCUCUACACACUGAAACCACUCCCUCAACUAGUGUGUAUCUGGUGUGUUUUUAUUAUUUACCUUGGACUGUCAGUUUGUCUGGUUGGUUCUUAGUAUUGUUGCUAUUUGUUUGCGUGUCAUUCUGUCCAAAUCUUGUUUUGUUUUAAACAUCCCCUGCCACAAGAUGAUUUUAGAUUAGGCUCUUAUUGUCCUUUUUUAAUUAUUGCAUCAGUUGACCUGAUGCGGAAUAGAAACGUGUUUUUGUUUUUUAAUUUGUGUGUCUGUCUGUUUUUUGUAGCUCCAUAUCAGACUCCUAGCCCCAGAACCCGAACUAUAUUAUGAACGUAUGUGUUUGAGAAUAGCUAAUAGCUAAACACUUUUAAUUUUAAUGCUUUGACAUUUUAAAAUUAUAUAUUUUUUUGAUUUGAGAAGGGAAUUUUAUGGAGAGUGAAAUGCAUUUUUUAUUCUUUUUUUAUUCUCUUCUUCCAUGUUUUCCAUGCCAAUUAGGGGGAAUUUGGAGGCUAAGCAGAUCUGCUUCGGGUAUAUUAUCGCAUACUAAUCAGGCGCUAAGGCCAGCCAUGGGCCAGUUCUUUUGCUCUCUGGGUUAAAUGGGGUUCUUUUUAGCCAACCAGAACUGUGACCUUGGCUGUGAAAUGCAGUAUCUUACUGCCACGACCUCCUCCACCUUGAAACGGGACUUGUUGAUUUACUGCCACUUGUCCAAAACAACAAGCCCGGUUUCAUAGACUGCACCUUUCUGUUUUUUUUUCUCUCCAUGCCAACAGAAAGUUAGAAAUUAGAAGCACCAAAUGCUCUUCUACUAGACGCAGUACCACAAGGUUGUAUACAAAGAAAAAUGCGAAUUUUGUCGAGCAGCAGUUGCUUCCUCUAAAAACCUUGGCUAGAAAUGGCUUUCUUUCUCUGGGGUGUACUACUGAGUUCCUUUUUUUUUAAUUUUUUUUUUUUAAGGGUACUAGGAGAUCUGUCUGUGCAAUACUUGUUUGCUUUUUGAAAAGCUUUUUCAUUUUCAAGUUUUUUUUAAAUUUAAUUUCAAAGACUAUUUAAAAGCAAAACAAAAAACAUUGUCACUUUACCAAGGAAGCGUUCCACAUGUCUGUAGGGGGUUUGGCCUUAAUGUAGCAGCAACAUCGUGUUUUUAUUAUACACUUUUCAGAGACCUUUUUUCUGGUUAAAAAAGGAAAUCUUUUAUUUCUUUGAUGCUGACUCGAUUAAGCUCAGUCACUACAGGGGAAGGACUUUUAUUUUUCACAUUGUACAAGUAGCAAUUUGUUUCUGUUUUCUGAAGCAAAAGCCACAAUUCUCUGUAAAAUAACUCAGAAUUAAAUCCUUUUUUUAUAUAUAUAUAUAUUCUGUUUUUAACAAAAGAAAGUAUUAAACAUUUUUAAGAACA
Cottoperca gobio is the source of this 3316-nucleotide messenger RNA. It is a transcript of the gene mylipa, whose product is annotated as myosin regulatory light chain interacting protein a. Gene Ontology annotation, molecular function: ubiquitin-protein transferase activity. The transcript has 7 exons. The record is from RefSeq and is a predicted model, not a curated record. The coding region runs from base 328 to 1770 and encodes 480 amino acids. Gene Ontology annotation, biological process: ubiquitin-dependent protein catabolic process. NCBI's taxonomy places the organism in Eukaryota, Metazoa, Chordata, Actinopteri, Perciformes, Bovichtidae. Gene Ontology annotation, cellular component: cytoskeleton.